CUCAGAUCAGUGACACUGGACUUUACUACUGCAUACUGACCGCCGUCUGGACUGACAUGAUCUUUUUGAAAGGGAUAUUUCUUGAAGUUAAAGGAGCCCAGUCCUCCAUCUCUGGCGUGGUUCAAGCUCCUCCGUCUGAAGCGCUCCGUCCAGGAGAGUCGGUGUCUCUGCAGUGUUCGGUCCUCUCUGACUCUGAGAAGAAAACAUGUUCAGAAGAUUACAGAGUUCACUGGUUCAGAGCAGGAUCACAUCAAUCUCACCCCGCUUUCAUUUAUACUGAUGGAGGCAGAGCAGAGUGUGGAAACUCUUCACAGAAAUGUUUCUAUAGCUUCUCUAAGGAGGUCGGUGUCUCUGAUGCUGCUACUUAUUACUGUGCUGUGGCUGCAUGUGGAGAGGUCAUGUUUGGAAAUGGAGCUAGACUGGACAUUAAAGAUUCCAACACAGAAAUAGCUCUUUGUAUCGUCUGUGUUGUUUUGGCUGCAAGUGUGACGGUUUCAGUUGUUCUCAUCUGGACCAUCAAGAAGAAGAAUUGCAACAACAAUGGUGAAGCAGACAGCAGUGAUCAGCAGAGAGAUGAAACUUCUUCAGCCUUUUCUGCACCAACCUUCAGCAGGAGAAACGUUACCAUCUCAGGGAUUUAUUCUGUUGCUGUUUUCACGGUGAUGAAGACCAGCAUUGGUGGAAGAGGAGACGCAAACACGUCUGAGAGAGAGAGGAUCUGUGCUGCUGUCCAGGCUCUUGGUUUGAAUUAGAAAGUAAACAUCUGGCAUUGCUUGGUUGAGUCUUUAUAAAGUUGUAUUUUUGUCAGUUUUCUCAACUUUACAUCUUGCUCCAUCAUUUGAAACCAUUUCGGGCACAAGGUCUGAUCCUGAUCUCAGCUGAAGGAAUAAAUGGAUAAAUCAAUCCAUCAAUCAACCUGUAAUGAUCGGGCACUGAGUGAACGCAGGUCUCAACCUACAAACUACAGCCCAGACUGGAGGGAUUUGUUUCACUGAGAAAAGAGUCCUGACCACUGAACAGUAAUUUGAUUUAAAGUUUUUUUUCUUAAUCUCACAGUGAUUGAAAACAAUUUUUAAAAAGUAAAAGAGAAAUAUCAAAAACAUUACAACAAAGCAGCACAAAGUAUCAUCCCUCCUCCCAAAACCUACAAGGUUUGAUGUUCUUUGAUGUUCUGUUCUUUUUGAUUGACUCCAGUAUACCUUUUGUCAUCCAUACAUUCUGCUCAUUUUUAUGGCUUCUCACUGUCUUUUCCGGUAUUGACAUGUUAAUACUGUCGGAUAUCUCACUGAUAAAUGCAUUAUAGGCUUCCUCUGGUGAUUUCUGAUUAUAUACAGAAUCCCAUGACCUGUGCCUAAGAUUUUCAGAUAAUUUAUUUAGUUACCUCCGCCAGGAGGUUAUGUAAUCAAGUCAGUUGGUUGGUUUGUUAGCAAGAUUCCGGAAAAAGUAAUG
Salarias fasciatus (jewelled blenny) is the source of this 1449-nucleotide messenger RNA. RefSeq lists its product as uncharacterized. The transcript is spliced from 5 exons. Gene Ontology annotation, biological process: response to bacterium. Bases 57 to 752 code for a protein of 231 amino acids. The record is from RefSeq and is a predicted model, not a curated record. Lineage: Eukaryota; Metazoa; Chordata; Actinopteri; Blenniiformes; Blenniidae.